This is a messenger RNA of Folsomia candida, 2372 nucleotides long. RefSeq lists its product as uncharacterized. The record is from RefSeq and is a predicted model, not a curated record. NCBI's taxonomy places the organism in Eukaryota, Metazoa, Arthropoda, Collembola, Entomobryomorpha, Isotomidae. The transcript has 6 exons. The coding region runs from base 530 to 1924 and encodes 464 amino acids.
AAAUGGCGAAUGGUGGAAAGUACGCUAAGCGGCUCACUGCCUCCACAGAGAGUCCUUUUCGUCGAAAGACUCACUGCUUCGACUUGUAAAACAUUCAGAGUCGCAUUGUGCAUCAGGAAUCACUUCCCAGAACACAUCAACGCUUGAUUACUCCGUUGAAUGCAUUUUUUCGAGUUUUCAAUAAAAUCUCGUGAGUGAAGUUUUCCUAAUAAAAAAAUAGAUAAAUUGGCCGAUCUUUGUAUUGGCUGAGUGAGUGAGUCUUUUUACAAAAAAGGGAAAAGCCAGCCAGUAGUGGUGCCAUUAGGAGGGUGAAUUUGUGCAGGUCGGAUCAAUGGUUCGGGUUUUGGAGAAAGCUGGAAAGACCACAGCGACGACGACGACGAGCUAGUGAGCCAAACUGCGACUUCUUCUCAAUGCAUUUCUCCACAGCGACUUUCUGUUAAUAACUUUCGACUUUACUCGAAAUAUUUCAUUUCUUCAUUGGAUUCGGGCUUAAUAGAAACGAGUCACCUCAGCCAAAUUAUUUGCAAUGAAUUUCUCAUGGAUAUCCUUAUGCAUCAGUUUUCUUCUCCACUCGGUGAGAUCAGCGCCUGCCGUUUCUUCCGUGCACGUGAGUUUCGUGGCCGGAAACAAGGCGACAGAAUAUUCUCACGGAAUUGGAGGAUCGUCACCUUUACUUCACUACAAUCACAAUCAUCUCCGCCAUCACGGCGGAAAAAGAGAAAUUGUAGAUGAAUUAGGAGAAAGCCAUGUGAAGCGAAAGAGGAGUACGCACGAGAGCACGACAUCCGUAAUCAGCCCGACGAAUGAAGCAAUUUCCACCUCCCCUACAAUUCUUGGAACAUCGACAACUGCAAAAAUUUACAAGAAAAACAAAUCGUACAGCGCUCGCGUCCCAAUUAAUCCGAAAUUCGGUAGAAAACAUUUAACCAACAAAAUGACAUCGACAACAAGAGCCUCCGAUGAUGAGCUUGCCACUCCCACAACAAUUAGCACCACUACUUCUACCACCGCCAUGAUUGACGAAUCUAACCCCAGCAGCACUGCCAGCACCACGUCCUCCCCGCUCCUCAAGCGGAUACUGAGACCCCGCGUGAAAUUUGUCGAAAGUCGACCCACAGUUUCCGGCGUGGAGGAAAACGUGGUCACCACGUCGGAAGACAGUUUGCGUACGACAACGAGUGACAUUUUGAGAGGUGAAAGCACGAAACCGAAAGACUCGAAGGCUGUAAAGAGAAGUCCAUUUAUUGGAGAUAAUUUUGAAACUGGAGGAAUUCAAUUUCCUGACUUUGACGAUUUUGGUGGCGACGAUUUUGGGUCUUUGAGGAACUUUGCUGGAGGACGCGGCGGGGGUCACAGAGGAAAUUUAGCAGCCCACGCGCACGCAAAUCCUGAAGCACUAUCUCCCGAUGGAGUUUUCCUGCCACCAAUUCCCACAGAGGCGAGUGACUAUGCAGACAGCGACCCGUACCUCGCGGACCCUGAUACUGCCAAGUAUGCUGCCCAACACCCGCCAUUCUUCGCUGCCUUCCCCCACAAACGGACCGUGCUGGCCCUUAACGAUCAGCGAGUUCACAAUGGACUCGAGCCCAACUUCCUCCGCAGUAUUCGACCUUACUUCGCCUUCUUUGAUGCUGCAAACCCACACAAACACGGACACGGCUACAUCAAACACAAAGUUCCCUACCACCACCACCGCCACCAUUACCUGUCAUCACCGGAUUUCGAGUACCCUCCGUCACACCCACCUGUUGCCGGCCCACCACCGCCUCCGCCAAUCUCAUAUUCAUACCACUCCGAUUCCUCCUCCGACCUCUUCGGAGGCAGACAUGGGGAUCACAACCAACUUCUCUACGCGGAAUCGGAUAUCCUUCGAACCAAACCGGGUUUAACACUGUGGAGCAUUUUCAGCACGAAAAAAUAACAGAUUGGACUAAAUUAUCCGUAUUUUACAUACACAAAUAAAUAAUAAAAUGCCAAUAAGUAGCGUUAAAUGACUAUGAUGAUAAGCAUAAAUUAUCACUUUCAUACGUUACGCAAACACAAAUUUGAUCUACACUACAGGAAGCCAAAAAACAACAAAACAUGGACAUUUCGGUGUCAAUGUUGUUUAAAUUUGCCUAUUUUUUUAUUCUUACUAAUUUAAUCUGCACUUUUUUUACUCUCACCAUAACUAUUUAGUUUCUAAUUCUAAUACAUACACGUGCUUUAUUUAAAAUACGAAAUAUUGUAAUCGUAGCGUAAGUGUGUACCUACAUGAAUUAUUUCCUAUUUCCUUUACAGCUCGUUUAUUUUUUCAUACGUAAUUUCUACUAAUCCAUCUUUGUAAAGCAAUAAUGCCAAAAUAAAGUAAAUAUCAAACUCACCCGUGA